Molecule: messenger RNA, 1434 nt
Organism: Penicillium angulare
Lineage: Eukaryota; Fungi; Ascomycota; Eurotiomycetes; Eurotiales; Aspergillaceae
Product: acetylornithine transaminase
Exons: 3
Coding region: 1-1434 (477 amino acids)
Biological process (GO): arginine metabolic process
Cellular component (GO): mitochondrial matrix
Molecular function (GO): transaminase activity; pyridoxal phosphate binding; identical protein binding
Source: RefSeq, a predicted model, not a curated record
AUGUCUGCCCUCCGUGUGGCCGCGCGCCGUCUCCCUCGCGCAACCCGCCUUGUGCCUUCUGUUGAGUCACCCAUUCAGCGACGAUUUGCGGCGACCGCCAAUGCUGCUCAGAAGCAGGCGCAGCUCAAGACUGGGGCUUCUCUCCCCAACCCCGACCCUUCACCCGACUCCGUCACAGUCUCGUUCAUUAAUGAGCGGGCUCCCUUCAUGGUGCCAACCUACGUUCGCCCAGCUCCUAUGAUGAUGAAGGGCCAGGGUUGCUACCUGUGGGAUAUGGAAAACCGGCGCUAUCUGGAUUUAACUGCGGGAAUUGCGGUUAACUCGCUCGGUCACUGCGAUCCGGAGAUUUCCAAGAUUAUUGCGGAGCAGGCCGAGACCCUCCUUCACGCAUCGAACCUUUACCACAACCCUUGGACCGGUGCUCUGAGUCAACUGCUAGUCAACUUAACCCGUGAGUCAGGUGCUAUGCGCAAUGCCGAGCAGGUCUUCAUCUCCAACUCCGGAACCGAGGCCAACGAGGCUGCUAUCAAGUUCGCCCGCAAGGUCGGACGCACCCUCGACCCCUCCGGCGACAAGCAUGAGUUCGUUUCGUUCCACAACUCCUUCCAUGGCCGUACAAUGGGUGCGCUCUCCGCCACUCCCAACCCGAAGUACCAGACACCUUUCUCGCCUAUGAUCCCCGGUUUCAAGUACGGAAACUACAACGAUGUUGAGCAGCUGCAGACCCUCAUCACCGAUAAGACCUGCGGUGUGAUUGUCGAGCCUAUACAGGGCGAGGGUGGUGUUAACAUGGCUACUCCCGAGUUCUUGGUCGCUCUGCGCAAGCGUUGCGACGAGGUCGGCGCUGUCCUGAUCUUCGAUGAAAUCCAGUGCGGACUGUCUCGUACAGGUAGCCUCUGGGCCCAUGCCCAUCCCUCUUUGACCCCAGCCUCAGGCGAGGCCGCACACCCCGAUAUUUUGACAUCGGCCAAGGCUUUGGGCAACGGCAUCCCGAUUGGUGCCACCAUUGUCUCCGGCAAGACCGUUGGCUCCCACAUCAAGACCGGAGACCACGGUACUACCUUCGGUGGAAACCCUCUGGCUUGCCGUGUUGCCUACCACAUCGUUGCUCGCCUUGCUGACCCUGAGCUCCAAAGCGCAGUCCAGCAGAAGUCCGAGGUCUUCGUUGCUGGCUUCCAAGCUCUGCAGAAGAAGUUCCCCGAGUCUGUCUCCGAGAUUCGUGGCCGUGGUCUCAUUCUGGGUCUACAGCUGUCUCCAUCCGCUGCUCCUAAGGCGGGUGAUAUCAUCAAGGCCGCUCGCGAGCGCGGUAUGCUCAUCAUCACUGCUGGUGAUGGCUGUCUUCGCUUUGUUCCUGCUCUGACUAUCACCGAGGACCAGAUCAAGUCUGGCCUCAACAUCUUGGAAAAAUCCCUGGAGUCAGUCAUUAGCUCCUAA